AUGAAAAUCCACAGACAUUCACGCAUCGGACCGUCCGUGUACAUGCACGAGAAAGACCUGCAGUUAUAUGUGCCGCCAAAAUCAUGUCGCGAAGUGGAAGAAUGGCAAUGUGAAGACAAACCAUUGAUUGAAGAUGAACUGAAUAAACAAAAUAAUUUAUUAAAUUAUUUACACAAUAAGUUCUCAGCUAUGUCUGAUAAUCCGAAUGAAGAAACUGCCUCAGGGCAAGCAAUGCUGUGGGACGUUCAAACAGCCAUUACAGCUCUAAAGCGACGACUAAAGUCGGUCGCUGAACCGAUUCCUUCAUCUCAAAGUUGCCCGCUCGAAAAUAAGCCGUUUUUGGAAAUGUAUGAAGAAAAACAAUUGGUUGCGGUACAAAGUAUGUUAAGAAAGGAUAUUAUGGAGGAACGUAAACUAGUGGCAAUAUUGUUGUGGAGUUUCCGGAAUAACACAGAAAACGAUAUUUCUGAGUCUGAGACUGAAAAUUUGAAUCAUGAUAUUAAGACAAAGGCAGAAGAGGAUUUAAAAGAAGAAUGUCAAAAAGAGGAAUCUAUACGUUUGGCGUUAGUGGAGGACAUAUGCCGACUCAAAAUGGAAUGUGCUUUACUUCGAGCAAAAAACGAGAUGCUAUCUCACGGCCAUACAGUUAGUACUCGGUUUUAG
Messenger RNA from Auanema sp. JU1783, 663 nucleotides. The record is from the annotation of a GenBank genome assembly. NCBI's taxonomy places the organism in Eukaryota, Metazoa, Nematoda, Chromadorea, Rhabditida, Rhabditidae.